UUCUGAUCUGCAUCAGGAGACAUCUGUCGUUUCCAAAGUCUCCAAACAAACAGGGGUGCACCCGGCAAAAUGAUGAAUGAAAGGGUAGAUGGGGAAUGAAUGAAUGCAGCGUGAAUGGGUAAGGGAAAUAGGGGGCACCGGGCUCGAGGAGGGAGGCGAGGCGAGAGCGCGCGUCCUCCCCCAUCCUUCGCCUGUCCGCUCUUCCAAUGUAAUCAAUUUCUCAAGGUGUUUCUCUGCAAAGCCGAAGAUGGCGACAGACUGAAAGGGGUAGCGGAAAAGGGGAGAAAGUCAGGACGAUGAGGAGCAAGUACAGCAUUUUGAACCAGAAACGGAAGAAAAAAUUAUAGGGAACAAAACCGUGGUCAGAGAUGACAAUUUUAAAACUCGUUCUGCGUUAAUGUAAGGCUGCUCAUGAGGCUUCGGCGGUGCGGAGUGCCAUUUCCAACCUGCUGUAAUAAUGGAUGUAUAGGAAAGAUUUUUUUUCGGGAUUUUUUUUUCUUAGCGAUGGAUUGUCCUGAAAAAUAGAAGGCAGUGGUGGGCGAAGUGGAUUGAUAUUUUAUUUCAGCACAGAGGGAAAUGCUGCCCAUCACAAUGCUGCAAAGAAGGUAGGUGACAUUGUUUUUUGGGGGGGAAAUUGGCGAGGAGAAAACAAACCGGGGAUCGCUUUUGUCUCCCCUAAAAUAUGAUCAAAGGUGUUUGGAUGUAUCGAAGACAAGAUGAUGCCCUGCUGAAAAUUAGUUGUGCACCCGAGCAAAACGACAAACCCUGCGCCGAUUCCGAAAGGGCACAGAAAUGGCGAAUGUCUUUGGCAUCUCUUUUAUUUUUCACUGUCCUCCUGUCUGAUCACCUCUGGUUGUGUGCUGGGGUUAAGCUGAGGUCCAGGGAUACAGGCGAUCGCCAAGCCCAGAGCAAUGCAACAGACGGGGACCACCUAGUAGGCAAGUGUGACAUUUUUUUAAGCAAUUCGACCAAACCUGCUGCUCCAAGUUCUCAAUGCACUGAUGCUCAAACUCAUCAAAAUUUGGAGUCAGCCUGCACGAUACUACAUUUACAGAAAGCAGAAGACAGCGGAUCUUCAUUUCCCAGCGCAUCCUCUUUAUCGUCACUGUUACUCCUGGCUUAUUUUAGGAAUUUCAGCCUUUCCUUUUGUGAUUCCUACACGAUCUCCGACCUACUUUUGGGGAUGGAAAGCCCAGACAGUUUGAAUUGCAGUCUCCAGAACCUGAUAUGGGAUUUGGGUAAAAGCACUGGGGACGACAUGGAUGUCUGCAGCACCUGCAUCCAGGCGUACAUGAGGCUGGACCAACACGCUCAGGAAAAAUAUGAAGAGUUUGACCUCUUCUUUCUCAAGUAUUUAUCAGAGGAUUAUUCAGUCAAAUCACGUACGGAGGACUGUAAGCUAGUCUAUAAAGCCUGGUUAUGCUCUGAAUAUUUUAACGUCACCCAGAGACAAUGCCACCACAGAAUUCCCUGCAAGCAAUACUGUCUGGAGGUCCAGACCAGAUGCCCCUUUGUGUUGCCAGACAAUGAUGACUUAGUCUACGGGGGAUUAUCGAGUUUCAUCUGUACAGAAAGUGACUCCACCGGUGAAGAGCCAGAGUGCUGCGAUGUCAGAUGGAACAGCUGUGAUCCGGUAGGGGAGGGAGCCUGUAACAUGUCGGGCAAGCUCCCGGGCACCCCUAGGGGGCAGCGACGCUCAUCGCAGCCCGUGUCGGCGGCCACGGCCCCCCGGCCCUGCGGGGGCAGCCGCCUCCGGUUCUGCGUCCUGGUCCUCAUCCUGCUGCACACGGUCGUCACCUUCUCCAGCGCACAGGGCGACGCCACGAGGGUCGGCCUGGAGGCCCUCGUGCCCCUGGAGGAGAGCACAGCCAGAGAGGAGUGAAAGCAGAGGAGAGUCCCUCCUUUAGACUCUCGCAGGGGAUUUAUUUUUAAAUGAGGUGUAUGGUUACCCUCGGACAGCUGGCCUAUGGUGUGUGAGGUGGGGGGGCGGCAGAGAUCACGGGAGGCACAGCCUCAUGGAUGCACACUUACUUUUCGUUUAUUUUUUUCGUCUGUCUGAAGGCAUGUCGUUCACCUUUGUCCAGGAAGUGUCUGGGAACAAGUGGCCUUUUUUACACUUUUCACACCCCCUGUGCAGGACAUCAUAGCAGACCAGAACUUUUGUUUUUUUAUAAUAAAAGUAUAACAUAACAUAUAUAAAUAUAUAUAUAUAUAUACACUGGAGAUUAAGAAGUAACAAAAUGGAUUUAAGAUGAUGCCUAUUUUGCCUUUUGUACUUGAGCAUUUUACAUAUUCUGUUGCUUCUGGUGAAUAUUUCCAAUUAAACACAACUGUUUGUUUCACUCAUUGAGGUUAUUUACCUCCAUUCAUCCACCUUCCAGCCUCUUAUCCUGAAGAGGGCUAUUUACAGUUUUUUUUCUUUUAGUUUUUUUUUUCCAGUGAGUUUGCAGUGAAUGACUGAUUGAUCAGUCAGUAAUAGCAAGAUGAAAACAAUUCAGUAGCGUUUGACACCACAGAAUUCUCUCACCUCCAAAACGCUUAUAAAAACAAAUCAUAAAAUUGUGCAUUAUAGACAAAUAGCAUCUUUGUUCUGUCUAUUUUUUUUUUCCUUUGGUACUUGUGUGAUUAUCAUACUUCUGUUUUCAUUCGCAAAAGUGACAAGGGCUCUUGACAGACUUUUGUAAUGUAUUGAAAUAUACAAACUCUGUAUGUUUGCAGGAAUAAAAUCAAACAGCCGCCCCGUUUACCAGCUGGUACAGAUCACCUUGUGGCCAGGAUUCCCUUGAAAAUGUUGAAAUACAGUGAAAAAAAAGGUCCUUCUUGAUUUAUCCAUGCUUUAUGAAGCCCACAUGUUCCAAAGGUGUGGCACAGCAAUCUUGAAGACUUUGCUAGUUAAAAUAUGUUAAGAUAAAUCAUUCACACAUGUUUCUGCUUGUCCGGGAUUAAAUUUUACUUUACUGUUUUUUUCCUUCUUGAGUUUGAUUGAUGAACUUUGAGGAAAAAAGGCUUUAUUCUCCCUUGUCUUUUUGAAAAUUCCUUCAUUGUUGGUUCAUUUAGAACAAGAUCUUUUUAAGUACUGGACCCCUUGUAUUUGGAAAACAGUCGAAUGGGUUGGAUGAAAGAAAAAGUAACCAAAACUCUGUUCAAAGUGUUCAAUUACUAUAUUAUAAUGAAUUUACAAUUUGAAUGCAUACGUAUGAAUAGAAUUCUGUUUUUUGUCAUUGUUGUAGUCAUAUGUUAUUUUUCCUGAAAAAGAUGAAACAAUUCAAUUCAGAUCCAAGUUUUUUUUUUUUUGGUUGUGACUGGAAAAGUGAGGAUAACAGAACAAACUGACAUCGUUCUAUCAAGGACGGGAAUAAUUAGCUAUGGUAUCUUGACCAAGUGUGACAAAAUGGCUCAGUGGGAACGUCAGGUGACAGUGCGGAGCCAGCUGUCAGCCACCAGUCACGUCCUGUCACUCCUCCUCUCGGUGCGUAACUCCGCUGCUUUCGCUUGACAGAAUGGAAGCGGAGCUGUUAGGGAACAGGUGUGUAAAUCAGAGGAGUAACACAGCAACUGUCAUCUGCUUCCCAGCGGGCAGAGGGAUGUGUACAGGUGAGUCAGAGAAAGAUGUGAUAAAGGGAGCAGCCCCCCCCAAAUCUCACCACCCUGGAUUUAUUAGGAAAGCAUGACAUGAAAAUUAAUAUCACUGUUUGUAUUAUAAUUUCAUAAAGCUAUUUUAAUGUACACAUAACGAUUAUAUAGAUCAUAAUGUUAAAAAUGCAAAAAAACAAGACACUUUUUUUUUAGACGAAGCUAUUGCGUCUCUAUAAGAAAUUUAUUGACUUAAUGAUCAAUGCGGUUUGUGAAAGUUUUCCUUCUUUAACAGAAAAUAGUCCAUGUUUCCCCCUAAAAAAAUAAACAAUGUCCAUUAGUUACUACAUGGUGUAACUCUAUGCAUGUGUGAUAUCUAAGGUUUUUUUUUUUCUUUGAAAGGCCACUUGUACUCUCUUCUUUCUGGUAACGGACGUUGCCCAUGGCAUGAAGUAACUUAAUUUAUAAGAAAUUCUAUGGGGCAUAUUGACAUAAGGGGAACAAAGAAUGAAUUGAUACAUCUCUGCUAAGCUUGUAUUCUUUAAGACGAAUAAUUCUUAUGCCAUUUUAUACACUGUGCUUAAAUGUUUAGCACUUUUUUGCACUAGUUCUAAUAACACUUAUUCUUGGAGAUGGUUUUAAGACUGUGCUGUUUAAUUUGAUUGCAUAAAAAAUAUAUCACAUCUGUAUUUCUGGUCUAUAUCUGUACUGUAAGAUUUUCUGUUUUAUUGUGUUUUGGGCAGAAUAGUCCCUGCUCAGUGUUUAACAUCAAUAAAGACUUAUUCCAUCCACA
This is a messenger RNA of Paramormyrops kingsleyae, 4366 nucleotides long. RefSeq names its product NALCN channel auxiliary factor 2. Gene Ontology annotation, biological process: calcium ion import across plasma membrane. Lineage: Eukaryota; Metazoa; Chordata; Actinopteri; Osteoglossiformes; Mormyridae. Gene Ontology annotation, molecular function: stretch-activated, monoatomic cation-selective, calcium channel activity. The record is from RefSeq and is a predicted model, not a curated record. Gene Ontology annotation, cellular component: plasma membrane.